CUCAUGCGAUGCCUUUGGACUUUUUGCCCUGGCCUUUCACAUGCUUUAUUCAUCAGUCCUGCAAAGUUAAGUGCGCUGAUCCCCAAAGUUCUGGACUUUGGGUACUAGAAGCACACACACUACAUCUUUUCAGCAGAGCAUCAUCUUGUUUUAUUCUGCUUAUUUUCUUGAUGAAUGUAGGGUUCCUUACCAGGGCCCAAAUGUUUUAGGUCUGGUCUGCUAUUUCAGCCAUUUCUUGCUAAAGCUGUGGAGCACUGUGUGUGUGUUUGUGUGUGUGUGUGUGUAAGUUAUCCCUGACUUAUUAAAUUUCUUCCAGUGUGUGCAUCCUAGCAGAAGAUACCCCAGCAGGCCUUGUGCAAUGCUGCUGCUUCACUUCACAUCAUGAAUAUUCAGAGGCUGCAGUCAUUGAGGACUCAGGUGGCAAAAAUAGUAAGGUGAUUGAAGCAAAUCCUGACGUGAAAGACAAUCUAUGUUGGCUUCUGUGACUCAGAAACCCUGAUGACAGCCCAGACCAGACCCCCAUUCUCUGAGCCUCAGACCACACGAGAGGAGAGUCCUGGGGACUCCUGUGAAUUGGGCAUCUGUUCCAUACACCAACAUGCUCACGUCCUUCUGUAUGAUGUGUUGUAAUCAGCAUGCUGUUUUUAAAAGACAACAGGCCCUUCUGUAGUCCUCUCCCACAAAAUGCAUUUAGGCUGAUAGUUCAGCAUAAAGCCCAUGCUGUGGACACCAGCAAUGCAUGCAUUGUUUUCCUUGUAACACAGUCAGGCUCUCCAUAGCAGAAUUUAGUGUAUUUUGUGAAAUCUUAUUUUAUACAUUUUGUCACCAUCAGCAGUUCAGCUAAAGUAGGAACCGCUCCAUUCUGUUGCGGGUUAAAUCAUGCUCUGUGCAGACCUAGUGGUGAUGCAUAAAUUGCAGCCCUGUCUUUUUUUUGAAGGAUUCUAAAAUAGGUCUUCAGAAUUAGUGCUGGAUUUUUGCUCCUGCAUGUGUGGUGACUCUCGAUUUUUUUUCCUCCGGAGAAGCAUCCUUUGCAGCAUUCCCCCUUCUGAGGAAUCACUUAGACACUUCCAGCUGGUGGCCGGGGAUACAGCCAUAAUACAGCCUCCUCUGUCCCAGCUGCCUUUUUCACUACGGUAAAUGCAUUACAAUGGCUGCACUCUUGUGUAAAGGUCCAGGUAGAGGAAGGUGUAGGAUGAAGUCUGGAAACCAUCAUCUGGGUUUUUAAAAGCUUCAGCUUCGACAGCAUCUUUGCAUUUUGAAUGUCUUCCUGCUUCUAGUCAAAGGUUUCUCUCCAGUGAUUGGAAUGCUGCUGUAAGCCUGAUUAGAGGUGCCUGAGGAUAUCACCUUUUACCAGGAAGCCCUGCGUGCUUGAGAGGAUCUUUUUCAAUGCAUUAUGGCUCAUGCAGCUUCCCAAUUAAAGAAAAACAGGGAUUUAGAAAUCAAUGCUGAAGAAGAGACUGAGAAAAAAAGGAAACACCGCAAACGGUCCCGGGAUCGGAAGAAAAAGUCUGAUGCCAAUGCAAGUUACUUAAGAGCAGCUCGAGCGGGACAUCUGGAAAAGGCCCUUGACUACAUCAAAAAUGGCGUUGACAUCAACAUUUGCAAUCAGAAUGGGCUGAAUGCACUCCAUCUUGCUUCCAAAGAAGGCCACGUCGAAGUUGUUUCUGAACUACUACAGAGAGAAGCUAAUGUGGAUGCAGCUACAAAGAAAGGAAACACAGCAUUGCAUAUAGCAUCUUUGGCUGGGCAAGCAGAGGUGGUCAAGGUCUUGGUUACAAAUGGAGCCAAUGUCAAUGCACAAUCUCAGAAUGGUUUCACACCGUUGUAUAUGGCAGCCCAGGAAAACCACCUGGAAGUCGUCAAGUUCCUUCUCGACAAUGGAGCGAGCCAGAGCCUGGCCACGGAGGAUGGCUUCACACCAUUGGCAGUAGCUUUGCAGCAAGGUCACGAUCAAGUGGUUUCCCUCCUGCUAGAAAAUGACACUAAAGGAAAAGUGCGUCUUCCAGCUCUUCAUAUCGCCGCCCGAAAGGAUGACACGAAAGCUGCUGCCCUCCUGCUGCAGAAUGACAACAACGCAGACGUGGAAUCCAAGAUGGUGGUGAAUAGAACAACAGAGAGUGGCUUCACUCCGCUCCACAUAGCUGCUCACUAUGGAAAUAUCAAUGUAGCCACGUUGCUGUUGAACCGAGCGGCUGCUGUGGACUUCACUGCAAGGAAUGACAUCACUCCUUUACAUGUUGCAUCAAAAAGAGGAAAUGCCAAUAUGGUAAAACUACUGCUUGAUCGAGGAGCUAAAAUUGAUGCCAAAACGAGGGACGGCCUGACGCCGCUGCACUGUGGAGCCCGGAGUGGCCAUGAGCAGGUGGUGGAAAUGCUGCUCGAUCGAGCCGCCCCCAUUCUUUCAAAAACCAAGAAUGGAUUGUCUCCAUUGCACAUGGCCACCCAAGGGGAUCACUUAAACUGUGUCCAGCUUCUCCUACAGCAUAACGUGCCUGUGGACGACGUCACCAAUGACUACCUGACCGCCCUGCACGUGGCUGCCCACUGCGGCCAUUACAAAGUCGCCAAGGUUCUCUUGGACAAGAAGGCUAACCCCAAUGCCAAAGCCCUGAAUGGCUUUACCCCUCUUCAUAUUGCCUGCAAGAAGAAUCGAAUUAAAGUAAUGGAACUCCUUCUGAAACACGGUGCAUCCAUCCAAGCUGUAACCGAGUCGGGCCUUACUCCAAUCCAUGUUGCUGCCUUCAUGGGGCAUGUAAAUAUCGUAUCGCAGCUAAUGCAUCAUGGAGCCUCACCAAACACCACCAACGUGAGAGGAGAAACGGCCCUGCACAUGGCUGCUCGGUCUGGCCAAGCCGAAGUCGUGCGGUAUCUGGUGCAAGACGGAGCGCAGGUAGAAGCUAAAGCUAAGGAUGACCAAACCCCACUGCACAUUUCUGCCCGCCUGGGGAAGGCAGAUAUAGUACAGCAGCUGUUGCAGCAAGGAGCAUCUCCAAAUGCAGCCACGACUUCUGGGUACACCCCACUCCACCUGGCAGCCCGAGAAGGGCAUGAGGACGUAGCCGCAUUCCUUUUGGAUCACGGCGCAUCUUUAUCUAUAACAACAAAGAAAGGAUUUACUCCCCUUCAUGUGGCAGCAAAGUAUGGGAAGCUAGAAGUAGCCAAUCUCCUGCUGCAGAAGAGUGCGUCUCCAGAUGCUGCUGGGAAGAGCGGGCUAACUCCACUGCAUGUAGCUGCACAUUACGAUAAUCAGAAGGUGGCCCUUCUGCUUUUGGACCAAGGAGCCUCACCUCACGCAGCUGCAAAGAAUGGUUAUACGCCACUGCACAUCGCUGCCAAAAAGAACCAGAUGGACAUAGCGACAACUCUGCUGGAAUAUGGUGCUGAUGCAAAUGCAGUUACCCGGCAAGGAAUUGCUUCUGUCCAUCUGGCAGCUCAGGAAGGACACGUGGACAUGGUGUCACUGCUCCUCAGCAGAAAUGCCAACGUGAAUCUGAGCAAUAAGAAUGGCCUGACUCCGCUCCAUUUGGCUGCUCAAGAAGACAGAGUGAAUGUGGCUGAAGUCCUCGUGAACCAAGGGGCCCACGUGGAUGCCCAGACAAAGAUGGGAUACACACCACUGCAUGUGGGUUGCCACUAUGGAAACAUCAAGAUUGUUAACUUCCUACUCCAGCAUUCUGCAAAAGUCAAUGCCAAAACAAAGAACGGGUAUACGCCAUUACAUCAAGCAGCUCAACAAGGACACACACAUAUAAUCAAUGUCUUGCUUCAGAACAAUGCCUCCCCCAAUGAACUCACUGUGAAUGGGAACACUGCCCUGGCCAUUGCCCGGAGGCUCGGCUACAUCUCGGUGGUCGACACGCUGAAGGUCGUGACUGAAGAGACCAUUACCACAACGACUGUCACAGAGAAGCACAAAAUGAAUGUUCCAGAAACAAUGAAUGAAGUUCUUGACAUGUCUGAUGAUGAAGGUGAAGAUGCGAUGACAGGGGACACGGACAAGUAUCUGGGGCCCCAGGACCUUAAGGAACUGGGCGAUGACUCUCUGCCUGCCGAAGGCUACAUGGGCUUUAGUCUCGGGGCCCGUUCUGCCAGCCUCCGCUCCUUCAGUUCGGAUAGGUCCUACACCUUGAACAGAAGCUCCUAUGCCCGGGACAGCAUGAUGAUCGAAGAACUCCUUGUGCCAUCCAAAGAGCAGCAUCUAACAUUCACUAGAGAAUUUGAUUCAGAUUCUCUUAGACACUAUAGCUGGGCUGCAGACACCUUGGACAAUGUCAAUCUUGUCUCAAGUCCUGUUCAUUCUGGGUUUCUGGUGAGCUUUAUGGUAGAUGCAAGAGGCGGCUCCAUGAGAGGAAGCCGUCACCAUGGGAUGAGAAUCAUCAUUCCUCCACGCAAGUGUACGGCACCCACCCGCAUCACCUGCCGUUUGGUAAAGAGACAUAAACUGGCCAACCCACCCCCCAUGGUGGAAGGAGAGGGAUUAGCCAGUAGGCUGGUAGAAAUGGGUCCUGCAGGGGCACAAUUUUUAGGUAAACUGCAUCUUCCUACCAAUCCUCCCCCUGUAAAUGAGGGUGAGAGCUUGGUUAGCCGAAUCCUGCAGCUUGGGCCUCAAGGAACAAAAUUUAUUGGCCCUGUCAUAGUGGAAAUACCUCACUUUGGUUCUAUGAGAGGGAAAGAGAGAGAACUCAUUGUUCUUCGAAGCGAAAAUGGAGAAACAUGGAAGGAGCAUCAGUUUGACAGUAAAAAUGAAGAUCUAACUGAAUUACUAAACGGCAUGGAUGAAGAACUUGAUAGCCCAGAAGAGUUAGGGAAAAAGCGAAUCUGCAGGAUCAUCACUAAGGAUUUCCCACAGUACUUUGCAGUAGUUUCACGGAUUAAGCAGGAAAGCAAUCAGAUCGGUCCAGAAGGGGGAAUUCUGAGCAGCACCACUGUGCCCCUGGUCCAAGCUUCUUUCCCAGAGGGUGCUUUAACCAAAAGAAUACGAGUGGGCCUCCAGGCUCAGCCAGUUCCAGAUGAAAUUGUGAAAAAGAUCCUUGGAAACAAAGCAACAUUUAGCCCAAUUGUCACUGUGGAACCAAGAAGAAGGAAAUUCCAUAAACCCAUCACAAUGACCAUUCCGGUGCCCCCACCCUCAGGAGAAGGCGUGUCCAACGGAUACAAGGGGGACACCACACCGAAUCUGCGCCUUCUCUGUAGCAUCACAGGGGGCACCUCACCUGCUCAGUGGGAAGACAUCACAGGAACUACUCCUUUGACGUUUAUAAAGGAUUGUGUAUCUUUUACAACCAAUGUUUCAGCCAGAUUUUGGCUUGCGGACUGCCAUCAAGUUUUAGAAACUGUGGGGUUAGCCACACAACUAUACAGAGAAUUAAUAUGUGUUCCUUAUAUGGCCAAGUUUGUUGUUUUUGCCAAAACGAAUGAUCCUGUAGAAUCCUCCCUGCGAUGUUUCUGCAUGACAGAUGACAAAGUGGACAAAACUUUAGAGCAGCAAGAAAACUUUGAGGAAGUUGCAAGAAGCAAAGAUAUUGAGGUGCUGGAAGGAAAACCUAUUUAUGUUGAUUGUUAUGGAAAUCUGGCUCCACUGACCAAAGGAGGACAACAGCUUGUUUUUAACUUUUAUGCUUUCAAAGAAAAUAGACUGCCAUUUUCCAUCAAGAUUAGAGACACCAGCCAAGAGCCCUGUGGUCGUCUGUCUUUUCUGAAAGAACCAAAGACAACAAAAGGACUGCCUCAAACAGCUGUUUGCAACUUAAAUAUCACUCUGCCAGCACAUAAAAAGGAGACAGAGUCAGAUCAAGAUGAUGAGACCGAGAAAGCAGAUAGAAGACAAAGCUUUGCAUCUUUAGCUUUACGUAAGCGCUACAGCUACUUGAAUGAGCCUGGAAUGAAAACAGUUGAACGGAGUGCAGGAGCAACAAGAUCCCUCCCCACCUCUUACUCAUACAAGCCAUUCUUUUCUACGAGACCUUACCAGUCCUGGACAACAGCUCCGACCACGGUGCCCGGGCCGGCCAAGUCAGGCUUUACUUCCUUAUCAAGUUCUUCCUCUAAUACGCCAUCAGCUUCUCCGUUAAAAUCAAUUUGGUCUGUUUCGACUCCUUCUCCAAUCAAAUCCACGUUAGGGGCGUCAACUACAUCUUCAGUUAAAUCCAUUAGUGACGUGGCAUCUCCAAUUAGAUCCUUUCGGACAAUUUCUUCGCCAAUAAAAACAGUGGUGUCACAAUCUCCAUACAAUGUCCAGGUUUCCUCUGGUACCCUGGUUAGAGCUCCCCCAGUCACGGAGGCCUCGCCUUUGAAAGGGCUGGCAUCCAGUUCUCCAUUUUCCUCUCGAACCUCUCCAGUGACAACAGCAGGGUCUCUUUUGGAGAGGUCAUCAAUUACUAUGACACCCCCUGCCUCCCCCAAAUCAAACAUUAAUAUGUAUUCCUCAAGUUUGCCAUUUAAGUCAAUUAUUACAUCAGCAGCGCCACUAAUAUCUUCGCCUUUAAAGUCAGUGGUGUCUCCGGCUAAAUCAGCGGUUGAUAUCAUUUCAUCAGCUAAAGUGACGAUGGCCUCUUCUCUCUCCUCACCCGUGAAACAGGUGCCUGGACAUGCAGAGGUAGCAUUAGUCAAUGGAUCUAUUUCCCCUCUGAAAUAUCCCUCAUCUUCAACUUUAAUUAAUGGAUGCAAAGCCACUGCCACAUUACAGGAAAAAAUUUCUACAGCCACAAACUCUGUGAGCUCUGUGGUCAAUGCAGCCACCGACACAGUUGAGAAAGUGUUUUCUACCACGACAGCAAUGCCAUUUUCCCCACUCAGGUCAUAUGUUUCUUCAGCACCAUCAGCUUUUCAGUCUCUAAGAACUCCUUCCGCAAGUGCACUCUAUACAUCCCUUGGGUCGUCAAUAUCUGCAACUACCUCAUCCGUAACUUCAUCAAUAAUAACAGUGCCAGUAUACUCUGUAGUCAAUGUUUUGCCAGAACCAGCAUUAAAGAAACUUCCAGACUCUAAUUCACUCGCAAAAUCAGCAGCAGCCUUGCUGUCCCCCAUUAAAACAUUGACUACGGAGACACGUCCCCAGCCCCAUUUCAAUCGAACUUCAUCUCCAGUUAAGUCAUCUCUGUUCCUUGCACCCUCUGCCCUUAAGUUGUCUGCACCAUCUUCUUUAUCUUCCAGUCAGGAGAUUCUGAAAGACGUGGCUGAAAUGAAAGAGGACCUAAUGCGGAUGACUGCAAUACUACAAACAGAUGUGCCUGAGGAGAAGCCAUUCCAACCCGAACUCCCCAGAGAAGGGAGAAUUGACGAUGAAGAACCUUUCAAAAUUGUUGAGAAAGUAAAGGAGGAUUUAGUGAAAGUUAGUGAAAUCCUUAAGAAGGAUGUGUGUGUAGAUAAUAAAGGACCACCCAAAUCACCAAAGAGUGACAAAGGACACUCUCCCGAAGACGACUGGAUAGAAUUUAGUUCAGAAGAAAUAAGAGAAGCCAGACAGCAGGCCACAGCAAGCCAUUCUCCCACUCUGCCCGAGAGAGUGCAAGUGAAAGCAAAAGCUGCCUCUGACAAGGAUUAUAACUUGACCAAAGUUAUUGAUUACCUAACAAAUGAUAUUGGGAGUAGUUCAUUGACAAACUUGAAGUACAAGUUUGAGGACGCAAAGAAAGAUGGUGAAGAGAGACAGAAAAGAAUUUUAAAACCAGCAAUUGCUUUGCAGGAACACAAACUCAAAAUGCCUCCAGCCUCCAUGAGGACUUCCACCUCUGAGAAAGAAUUGUGUAAAAUGGCUGAUUCCUUUUUUGGAACAGAUACGAUCUUAGAGUCUCCAGAUGACUUUUCUCAACACGACCAAGACAAAAGUCCCUUGUCUGACAGUGGCUUUGAAACAAGAAGUGAAAAAACACCUUCGGCCCCGCAGAGCGCUGAAAGCACUGGUCCUAAACCACUUUUUCAUGAAGUCCCCAUCCCUCCUGUCAUUACAGAAACAAGAACUGAAGUGGUUCACGUUAUCAGGAGCUACGAGCCCUCAGCCGGAGAUGCUCCCCAGUCCCAGCCUGAGGAACCCGUGUCACCCAAACCUUCACCGACCUUUAUGGAAUUAGAGCCAAAACCCACUGCUUCUAGUAUUAAAGAAAAAGUUAAAGCAUUUCAAAUGAAAGCCAGUAGUGAAGAAGAGGACCACAGUCGCGUUUUGAGCAAAGGCAUGCGUGUUAAAGAAGAGACUCACAUCACCACCACCACCAGAAUGGUUUAUCAUCCCCCGCCAGGCAGUGAAGGCAGCUCCGAAAGGAUUGAAGAAACCAUGUCCGUCCAUGACAUCAUGAAGGCCUUUCAGUCUGGGCGGGACCCUUCCAAAGAACUGGCAGGUCUGUUUGAGCAUAAGUCGGCAGUGGCCCCAGAUGUUCACAAGUCUGCUGCUGAAGUCUCAGCCCAGCAUGCAGAGAAGGACAACCAAAUGAAACCCAAACUGGAGCGUAUAAUAGAAGUCCACAUCGAAAAAGGUAACCAAGCUGAGCCCACUGAAGUCAUUAUUAGAGAAACCAAAAAGCAUCCAGAAAAGGAGUAUGUAUAUCAGAAAGACUUAUCCCGGGGAGAUAUUAACCUAAAAGAUUUUCUGCCAGAAAAACACGAUGCUUUUCCUUGUUCAGAGGAACAGGGUCAGCAAGAAGAAGAAGAACUAACUGCUGAAGAGUCAUUGCCUUCUUAUCUGGAGUCUUCCAGUAACACUCCUGUGUCCCAGGAAGAAGAUAGUCGCCCUAGUUCUGCUCAACUCAUAUCUGAUGACUCUUAUAAAACAUUGAAGCUUUUGAGUCAACACUCAAUAGAAUACCAUGACGAUGAGUUGUCAGAACUAAGAGGGGAGUCUUACAGGUUUGCUGAGAAAAUGCUUCUGUCAGAAAAGCUAGAUGUAUCUCAUUCUGAUACUGAGGAAUCGGUUACAGACCAUGCAGGACCCCCUAGCUCAGAGUUACAGGGGUCUGAUAAGCGGCCCAGAGAAAAAGUAGUCACUGCCCCCAAAAAAGAAAUUCUCUCCAAAAUCUAUAAAGAUGUGUCUGAAAAUGGUGUAGGUAAAGUGUCUAAAGAUGAGCAUUUUGAUAAAGUGACAGUGUUGCACUACUCUGGCGAUGUUAGUAGUCCAAAACAUGCCAUGUGGAUGCGCUUUACUGAGGACAGAUUAGACAGAGGUAGAGAGAAGUUGAUAUAUGAAGAUAGGGUGGACAGGACCGUGAAGGAAGCUGAAGAAAAACUGACUGAAGUGUCACAGUUUUUUCGUGACAAAACCGAAAAGCUAAAUGAUGAACUGCAGUCCCCAGAGAAAAAGGCACGCCCUAGGAAUGGCAAAGAACACUCUUCACAAAGCUCAACCAGUAGCAGCCCUGAGAAAGUACUGUUGACAGAACUGUUGGCGUCCAACGACGAGUGGGUUAAGUCAAGGCAGCAUGGCCGCGAUGGACAAGGCCUCCCCAGAGCCGAUGAGAGGAAAGCAUCCAGUCUGCCCAGCAGCCCGGAGAAGAAGGUUCUUUCCCAACAGGCUGAGGACAGCAAGUCCACAGAGGAAGCCAAAGGAAGUGUUUCACAGAGCAAAGCGCCAGAUGGGCCCCAGUCUGGGUUUCAGCUCAAACAAUCAAAACUCAGUUCCAUUAGAUUAAAAUUUGAACAAGGCGCACAGGCCAAAAGUAAGGACAUGUCUCAAGAGGACAAAAAGCCAGAUGGCCAAUCCAGAAUCCCAGUUAAAAAAAUCCAGGAGAGCAAGCUACCCGUCUACCAAGUGUUUGCUAGAGAAAAGCAGCAGAAGGCCAUAAACCUCUCAGAUGAAAGUGUGUCUGUGCAAAGAGAUUUUAUGGUAUUAAAAGCUAAAGAUGAGCGUGAGCAAAGCAAUGAAAUUGUUGUAAAUGAUUCUGGCUCUGAUGAGGUGAAAAAACAGAGAACUGAAAUGUCAAGUAAAGCAAUGCCUGACCAUUUUUCUGAGCAACAGGCUAAAGACUUGGCAUGUCAUGUAACCUCAGAGUUAGCAACUAAGGGACCAUGGGACAAAAAGGUCUUUAGAACAUGGGAAAGUUCUGGAGCUGCUAACCAUAAGUCUCAGAAAGAAAAACUUUCGCAUGUACUUGUUCAUGAUGUAAGAGAGAAUCACAUUGGUCACCCUGAGAGUAAAAGUGUUGAUCAGAGGAGUGAAUUUCUGUCUGUGACUGAGAGAGAACACAAAUUGUUAACAAAUGGCUCUCUCUCAGAAAUUAAGGAAAUGACUGUAAAAUCUCCCUCCAAAAAAGUCUUGUAUAGGGAAUAUGUUGUGAAAGAAGGGGACCGUCCUGGCGGAUCCCCCGAGCAGCCCUCCAGGAGCGGGGAGGGCUCGGCCGUGUCGCACAUCCCAGUCAGAGCGGCCGAGGGACGGAGAGUGCCGUCUCCGAAUAUCCCGGAUGGUUCUCGUGAGCAGCCGCCACUUCCAAAACAAGAACUAUCGCAGACGUCACCCCAAGCAAGUCUGAGUAGACAGACAGCUGAGAUACAGCACUUGAAUUCUCAGGAAGAUGAAAAAGUUACCUAUUCGGAAAUCAGCAAAGUUUCCAAGCAUCAGAGUUAUGUAGGCUUAUGCUCGCCUCUCGAUGAAACCGAAACCUCCCCCUCCAAAUCUCCUGAUUCUUUAGACUUUAGCCCAGGAAAGGAAUCUCCCUCUAGUGAAGUGUUUGACCACAGUCCCAUGGAUGGAUUGGAAAAAGUUGCGCCACUAGCGCAGACGGAGGGAGGGAAAGAGAUAAAAACUUUACCUGUUUAUGUCAGCUUUGUACAGGUGGGGAAGCAAUAUGAAAAAGAGAUACAGCAAGGAAGUGUAAAAAAAAUCAUAAGUCAGGAAUGUAAAACAGUACAAGAGACCAGGGGGACCUUUUAUACAACUAGACAGCAAAAGCAACCUCCUUCUCCCCAAGGUAGUCCAGAAGAUGAUACUCUAGAGCAAGUUUCCUUUCUAGACAGCUCUGGGAAAAGCCCUUUAACCCCAGAAACCCCCAGUUCAGAGGAAGUGAGUUAUGAAUUUACAUCUAAGACACCAGACUCACUCAUAGGUUAUAUACCAGGUAAACCCAGCCCCAUUCCCGAAGUUUCUGAGGAGUCGGAGGAGGAAGAGCAAGGCAAGUCGUCCUCCUUAAAGCAGACUGCGGUGGAGGAAACAGCAGUCGCACACGAAAUGCCUACCCAUGUGAGCAAAGACUCUAACCAAAGACCCAAAACUAACAGAGUUGCCUAUAUUGAGUUUCCCCCUCCUCCGCCGCUGGAUGCAGACCAGAUUGAGUCAGAUAAGAACCAUUAUCUCCCUGAAAGAGAGGUUGGCAUGACUGAAGUCAGUCUGCAAGACGAGCAUGACAGGUACCAGCUGGCUGAACCAGUCAUCAGAGUGCAGCCGCCUUCACCCGUUCCUCCUGGGGCAGACGUCAGUGAUUCGAGCGAUGACGAAUCUAUUUAUCAGCCGGUUCCAGUGAAAAAAUAUACCUUCAAGUUAAAGGAAGCAGACAAUGAACAGAAAGAAAUGACAAAAUCCAAAGCUUCGGCUGAAAAGGCUUCCAACCAGAAAGAAUCGGAAACUAAUGGAUCUGGAAAAGAUAAUGAAUUUGGCCUUGGCCUUGAUUCGCCUCAGAAUGAAACUGCCCAGAAUGGGAACAAUGACCAGUCCAUCACCGAGUGUUCCAUCGCUACCACGGCAGAGUUUUCUCAUGAUACAGAUGCCACAGAGAUCGACUCUCUAGAUGGCUAUGACCUGCAAGAUGAAGAUGACGGCUUGACAGAGAGUGAUUCUAAACUCCCAAGUCAAACCAUGGAAAUUAAGAAAGAUGUCUGGAACACAGAUGGCCUUCCCAAGCCAGCUGACCGCUCCUUUAGCCAAAGUAAACUGGAAGUUAUUGAGGAGGAGGGAAGGGUGGGGCUUGAUGAAGACAAACCACCUUCUAAAAGUCCUUCAUUGGAAAAGACUCCUAUUAAGACUGACCAGAAGUCAGGGGCCCAGUUUUUCACAUUAGAAGGCAGACAUCCUGAUAGAUCAGUGUUUCCUGAUACUUACUUCAGUUACAAAGUGGAUGAAGAAUUUGCCACUCCUUUUAAAACAGUAGCAACCAAAGGUCUAGAUUUUGACCCUUGGUCUAGUAACCGAGGGGAUGAUGAAAUUUUUGAUGGUAAAUCACGAGAAGAUGAAACUAAGCCAUUUGGCCUGGCUGUGGAAGACCGCUCUCCAGCAACAACCCCUGAUACAACGCCAGCCAGAACGCCAACUGAUGAAAGUACCCCAACUAGUGAGCCUAACCCCUUCCCAUUUCAUGAAGGAAAAAUGUUUGAGAUGACUCGCAGUGGUGCAAUUGACAUGAGCAAGAGGGAUUUUGUUGAAGAGAGGCUCCAAUUUUUCCAGAUUGGUGAGCAUACUCCUGAAGGGAAGUCAGGGGACCAGGGGGAAGGGGAUCAAAGUAUGGUCACUGCCACACCACAGCCACAGUCAGGGGACACCACUGUAGAAACCAAUCUAGAGAGACAUGUAGAGGCACCUCCAGUCGACCCUAACCCCAGCAUCCCAACCAGCGGAGAGUGUCAGGAAGGCACGCCCAGCUCUGGCUCCCUGGAGAAAGCAGCAGCAGCAGCCACUAACACCUUGAAAGCUGACCCCAAGUCACGCACGCCUAUAAAAAUGGGAAUUUCUGCGUCCACCAUGACCAUGAAGAAAGAAGGCCCUGGAGAAGUCACAGAUAAGAUAGAAGCUGUGAUGACCAGUUGUCAGGGAUUAGAAAAUGAAACUAUAACAGUGAUGUCCAAUUCAGCCGAUAGCCACAUGGGCACUAGGCCCCAGGAAAAACAUGAUUUUCAAAAAGAUAACUUUAAUAACAACAACAAUUUGGAUUCUUCCACUAUACAGACAGAUAACAUUACAAGUAACGUAGUGCUGACAGAACAUGCUGCACCCACUUGUACCACAGAGAAAGCUAAUCCCGUGAAAAGCUCAUCAGGAAAAAAGACAGGGGUGCUGCAGGGACACUGCAUAAGAGAUAAGCAGAAAGUUCUUGGAGAGCAGCAAAAGACAAAGGAAUCGAUAGGGAUUAGGCGCAAAUCCAAACUUCCCAUAAAGGCCACUUCAUCAAAAGCUAUCUUCCCACCAAAUCAUAUGUCAAACAUUAAAGUGAGUAAAAUGAAGCCCAUUAGUCAAUCUGAGAAAACCAAAACCCUCACUUCAUCAUGUAUAGAUGUAAAGUCCAGGAUUCCAGUAAAAAACACACACAGGGAUACCAUAGUUUCAGUUAGAAAGGCAUGCACCCCACAAAAGCAAGGGCAGACAGAGAAAGACAAGGCCAAACAUCUUCCAUCCAAGUUGCCAAUAAAGGUAAGAUCCACCUGUGUCACCACCACCAAUACCACCACCACCACUACCACCACCACUACCACCACCACAGUUAAAGUCAGGAAAAGUCAGCUUAAGGAAGUGUGUAAACAUUCCAUUGAAUAUUUUAAGGGAAUUAGUGGUGAGACCCUAAAGCUUGUGGACCGCCUCUCUGAAGAAGAAAAAAAGAUGCAGUCCGAGUUGUCGGAUGAGGAAGACAGUACCUCAAGAAACGCAUCGUUGUCCGAGAGUUCCCGGGGUGGCCAGCCUUCAGUUACCACGAAGUCUGCUAGAGAUAAGAAAACAGAGGCAGCACCUUUAAAAUCAAAGAGUGAAAAGGCCGGCAGUGAGAAAAGGAGCAGUAGGAGGACUGGUCCACAGAGUCCAUGUGAACGGACAGAUAUCAGGAUGGCAAUAGUAGCCGAUCACCUGGGACUUAGUUGGACAGAACUGGCAAGGGAACUGAAUUUUUCAGUGGAUGAAAUCAAUCAAAUACGUGUGGAAAAUCCAAAUUCUUUAAUUUCUCAAAGCUUCAUGUUAUUAAAAAAAUGGGUUACCAGAGACGGAAAAAAUGCUACAACUGAUGCCUUAACUUCGGUCUUGACAAAAAUUAACCGAAUAGAUAUAGUGACUCUGCUAGAAGGACCAAUAUUUGAUUAUGGAAAUAUUUCAGGCACCAGAAGUUUUGCAGAUGAGAACAAUGUUUUCCAUGACCCUGUCGAUGGUUGGCAGAACGAGACAGGUGGAAACCUAGAGUCCCCAGCUCAAGCUCGAAGAAUAACAGGCGGGUUACUGGACCGACUGGACGACAGCCCAGACCAGUGUAGAGAUUCCAUUACCUCAUAUCUCAAAGGAGAACCUGGAAAAUUUGAAGCAAAUGGAAACCAUGCAGAAGUCACUACGGAAGCAAAGACGAAAUCCUACUUUCCAGAAUCCCAAAACGAUGUAGGGAAACAGAGUACUAAGGAAACACUGAAACCAAAAAUACACGGAUACGGUCGUAUUGAGGAACCAGCAUCAUCACUAGCAGCAUAUCAGAAAUCUCUAGAAGAAACCAGCAAGUUUGUCAUAGAAGAGCCUAAACCCUGUGUGCCUGUCAGUAUGAAAAAGAUGAGUAGGACUUCUCCUGCAGAUGGCAAGCCCAGGCUCAACCUCCACGAAGAAGAGGGGUCCAGUGGGUCUGAGCAGAAGCAGGGAGAAGGUUCCAAGAUGAAGACAAAGAAAGAAAUCCGGCAUGUGGAGAAGAAGAGCCACUCAUAACAGUAAACGGAUCAUGUGUUUUUACUGCCAGUAUUGAGAAAUUCAUGGAAGACACAUCAGCAGGAAGUAGAAAUUCACAGAGAAGGGUGUGUGUGUUUGCCGCUUCCACACAUUAAUGGCAUGAUUUUUUUUCCACAAAAAGAAAAAAGAAGAAAAAGAAAACCACCCACAUUUUAAUUUAGCAUGAGCCAAUUUACAGAGCAUGGAAAUCCACUUUCAUUCCCGGGACUGGCCCGUGUGCAAUUAGCAAUGCAGUGUAUAUACAAGAAGCCAUGCCAUUACAGUGUAUCUCCAGUGCUUUGGUGUCACUCACACAAGGAAGAAAGUCCUGCCUCCAGAAGAGACAGAAGCAGACAGACUGAUGAGGUCACAGAGAAACACUAAAAUUACUAAAUCCACAACAGCUCGCCUUAUUUUUCUUGGACCCAAACUGUCAGGGUAUAAACACUAUUUGUUUCUUUUUUAAAACAUCUAUAGUUUUGCUGUAAAUAAUAACACUGUAUAAAUUCUAACAGAAAAAUAGAAUAAAUGUUGAUAAGGCACUGCCUCUUAGAAUAUUGCAAAUGCAUUUAACAUAAUAGAGGUCUUGAGCGACUUCACCCUAGCAGAGGACGGACACGUUCUGGGGGGUGGGGGGACCUUCACUGAUUCUUGUAUAUUAGCAAUUAUAAUGUUUGUAUAUGCAAAACUGCUAGCUUGAUUUUAAAAAAAGCAAAUCUUUAAAAUCUGCUGCAAAUUUAAAUAAUUCCCCAAGUGAGGAAUUCUGUAGUUCUGUGAAAAAAAUUUUUUCUUCAGAAUACUAAUAUUUUGAUGCAUGUGUAUCACCUUAUUUUGAUUAAACCUUUUCCAAUUUUGCAAACACUACAGCAUACUGCAACACAGAAGAUUUUAUCUGUAAACACAAAGCCCUUCAUCCAAUAUUUGUUGCUAUUGCCAAUUUUCCAAUGAAAUGACCUAAAAAUGAAAAAAAAAAAAACCCUAUACAGUAGUUGCUUUAGGGGGAGGGGGGGUGCUCUCUGUUAGUGCUUCAAAGGGGGUAAUGCUUGCCGCUGUAGAGGUGGAUGGUGCUCAUAAGAGGCCCCAUCGGGGGUGUUUAAAAUGGACUAAACAGAAACCCUUAGCUAGUAGAAUGGCAGCACGCUGUAAAAUUAUUACUGUAUCGUGUACUGGCUAUAAGAUGUAGACACCUUUCAGUAAGCCAAUCGUUUGUAACCAUUCUAGCAGUGUCAUAUUAGGUUAAUAAGGCUGCUGUGUUUUAAAGGGCAUUUUUAUUUGGGUUUUGGUGAAAUUCUUUAAUUUGUUGAUUAUAUUCAUAUAAAAUCAGCAUUCAUUGACACAUCGCUCUAAUGACAUAUGUAUGAAAAACCAUACACUGGAUGACCUAGUCAAUUAUUUAAGCAUAAAAUAAAUUGUGUUAAACUCUUCAC
Phyllostomus discolor (pale spear-nosed bat) is the source of this 16002-nucleotide messenger RNA. It is a transcript of the gene ANK3, whose product is annotated as ankyrin 3. Gene Ontology annotation, biological process: signal transduction. Gene Ontology annotation, molecular function: protein binding. Lineage: Eukaryota; Metazoa; Chordata; Mammalia; Chiroptera; Phyllostomidae. The record is from RefSeq and is a predicted model, not a curated record.